Parasteatoda tepidariorum (common house spider) is the source of this 4077-nucleotide messenger RNA. RefSeq names its product DEP domain-containing protein 1A. Lineage: Eukaryota; Metazoa; Arthropoda; Arachnida; Araneae; Theridiidae. Gene Ontology annotation, biological process: intracellular signal transduction. The record is from RefSeq and is a predicted model, not a curated record.
UAUUCAGUUUUUUGAGUUAUACUUCAUAUAAAAACAUUUUUUAUAAGAAAAAUCGAAACGUAACGGUUGAAAAAGUUUAUACAGAUUUGAACGAUCCCAGCGUUCACAUUUACAUGUCUUCAAAUUCAAAUUUUGGUUUUAAAAACAAACAGUUUUUUUCCUAAUUAAGUGCAAGUAAAUUAAGACGGAAUAUUGUUCCACUUAUUAGCAGUUUUGGGAGUGAUAUCAUGUUUCAUAAUAGUUUUAUCAAUAUUUAGAAGUUCUUCAUCUGUUAAUUAAAUGUUUUUUCGUACUCAAUUUUAAAAAUGAAGGAGUUUUUAAUUUCAAUUAGUAGUUCCCUUGUCUUUCAUUCAUUAAAACAUAUAUAAAAUUAAUUAAUAUACGUUAGUUCUUUUCACUUUUAAAUUCAUUCAUUUGAAUAUGAAUGACAAAGAGCCAUACAGAGCCACCAAACUGUGGAAUGAAGUUAUUGCAGCUUUUAAAGCUGGGAUGCCAUUAAAGAGACAUCGUAGACGCAUGCAAAGCUAUGUGGAUUGUUUCACAGCUUCUGAGGCAGUAACAUGGCUUCAUUGUUUUCUACUGAAUAAUCCUAAUUUCGGACCAAAUGUUACAAGAACACAAACUAUCAAUUUGUUGCAAAAGUUUUUAAAGUGCCAUGUAAUUGAAAGUGCCAUAAUGAAAUCAAAGAAAAAAGAAUUCCUUGACGAUUCUCACAUCUACAAGUUCAACCCUGUUUCAUUAAAUCAAUCCAGACCCUCAGCAUUGUGCCUAAUCCAAUCUCCAACUGGUUGCAAAGUGAAAUCUAAAAAAAAUGAACUUGCCGAAAUUCAGAAUCUUCCAAAGUCUGUUCAGAUUCAGAAAAAAAAUAUCCCGGAAUGUCAUUUAGUCGAGAGAAAAAUAUCUCCAAAUGAGAUUAAAGCAAUAUGGGAAAAAAUAACUCUAUCGAGAUUGGAAAGUCUUUUGCCUCAUGUUUCUUGUAGUGAACUUCUACAAAACAAACUCAUUGACGGUCAUUUGCUCAAGCAUAAUGCAUCACGUCUUAGCAAGACUGGUGUUGUCGUCCUAGUCGAUAAAACAGAUGACAUCCCACACUGGGUAAUUUCUGCCAUGAAGUGUUUAGCAAAUUGGCCAAAUGCUAGUGGUAGUGGGAGCUGCCUGCCCAAUUAUCCAGGAUUUGAAAAAGACGUUUUUAAAGUCGUGAGGGAUUUCUUUAUAAAUCCUAGAAUGCCUUUGCUGCCAGACUUUCUUUCAUCUCUUCUAAUUCAAGUGUUCUGUCAUUUUGUUCCAAGAGAGUUUUACGAUUAUGGUGACAGCAUCAGGAGCUCGUCUCGAGUUUUUGACUUGAGUCAUAAUUUGAAAACUUCUCAAACAUCUUCUUCCCAAGUUAAAACAUCAACACCAUUAAGUAACGAUUCUAUGUACAAGAGUCAUCAUUUAGAUGAAAUAAAAGCAGCAAGAUUACUCGGUGACCCCAAUGCCACAAGUCACUCGAAAAACCCGGAGAGUCCGAGUGACGGAAAACUACUUCUUGAUGAUCCAACGGUCAUGUGGGAGUAUCCAAGUGAAGUCUAUUUUGAGACUGAUUUUGCCACAACUCAACCAAUCACGCGGGUUAUUUCUAAUCAAUGCUCCCCUCGUAGCAGAAGCAGCUCCUUUGAAAAUCCUAUGGGUAGUAUUGAAUCUGUUAGCACCAUUAGUGUGUGCAGUCAGAAACCAUAUGUGCCAAGUGACAGUAAAUUAAAUUCCAGAUCACCUUUGAAAGCAUGGAGCUCAAAUAUGUAUCUUCAAGAUGAGGUUAAAGACACGCCACAAUGGAUGAGAACUGCAUCCGCAUUUUCAAGGCUUAGCGUUGCUGAGUGCACUCCAUUGCAACGGGAGAAAAUUGCUGAAUCUCUAAACUGUUCUGUAUCCCAGUAUCCUUCUGAGCCUGUUUAUAUGUGUGAAAUAAAUGAUCUGAACACUUCAGACUUAAGUUCUAAAACUAUAACUGAAAGUUCUGAAAACAUUGAGUAUCAAGAGGCAACAUCUUCUCGGUCUUCCACUGCCAUUUCAUCAAGAGAUUUUUCUAGUCCCACAAAUCAAAUCAGAAUUGAGUGCAAUAGUUUUGUUGAAAAAUAUGGAAAAACAUUCAUUGAAGAUAAUAUUUAUUCUGAUGAUUUGAAAUCUUCCUUUCAACUGAUUCUCCUAUUUUUACCAAGUGCUAACAGAAGGCAACUUCAUCUACUUUUGAGACUCAUCAAUAAAAUUUUAAAAAAUGGCCAGUUUGUUGUGGGAAGUAAUGUAAAUAUGCGAGAAUAUCUAAUUGAAACAUUUUUACCUGCCAUUGUGCAAUCUGAUGACGUACCCGUUCUUUGUCUUUAUCAAAUGGUUGCAUUUCUUUUAGACUAUUGUGAAAUUGUAUUUCAACCUCCUCCUGGUUUAAAGGAAGAAGCCAUUGAAAUUUGCAAGCAAUCUUCGAUAAGGUUUUCAAUGGAUGAUACCUGUUUUCUUACUUAUUGUGAAAUGGUUUCCAAACAGCAGUAUGAAGAACAAAAAAAGACUACAUCAAUGGCUGCUCUCAGGGAUCUCUUGAAUAAUAUCAUGAGUGAUGGAAAAUUAUCAGAGAGAGAGAGAAAAAGAAAACUUAAGCAAUUUAAAAACAGCCAUCCUGAUAUCUACAUGCUUCAGUUUCCAGAACGAGUUGAACACACUGCUAAACAAAAAAGUUCUUUUUUCAACAAGCUUGUCAAUUUAAGAAUGUAGGAAAAAUGAACUUUUCCAUGCAAAGAUUUUACUUAGAAAUUUGGAAAAUAUUUUUUUGUUUUAUUUUUUCUCCUUAAUGUGAGAUCCAAUAUAUUUGGCAUGAUAUGAUGAUUGCUAAAAUUUUGUCAGAAAUUUUAUCAAGAAAAAAGAAGAGCUAUAUUUUCUUAUUGUAAAGUGUUUAUAAUAUAAUAUUUUUAUAAACUUUAGUAAUUAGUGUAACGAAAGUGUUCUACUGAUAUUGCUUCAAUAUGUUUGCUUUGUGAAUGUUUUUUUUUUAAAUAAAUUUGUAUUUUACUAUCAGUAAAGUUAAAUUAAAUUUAUUUACUGAUCUGUAAUUUAUUAUAUAUUUACUAUCUUUAAUUAAUUUAUGUAUCUCAUCUUUAUUUUUUCUUGUCAAGUUCUUAGAAUAAUAUAUUUACAUAAACUUUUGCAAUAAAUAUAAUUAAAUUAUCCAUAUUCAAUAGAUGCAUUUUUAUAUGCUAAUUGUUUUGUGAACGUAUUUAUAUUGGGAAUAUCUUUUUAAUUCAAAUUUGUAUUAUAUUUUAUGUAAAGUAAAAUUUAUUUGCAAACAAGUAAUUUAUAUUAAUAUGUUUAAAAGUAAAAAAAAAAAAAAUCACAUAAGAAGUGAAUCGAAUUUAUGUAUCACAAUGUGCUCUAAAUUAGUCAAAGUUUUACUAAAAUCAUUUUUUUAAGCUGAAUUAAAUGUAUUACGUAAAAGUUAAAUGUUUUUUUUGUUGUUGUUGUUGUUGAGAAGAUAGCAAGAUAUUGGAUAUUAAAAAUGAUUAAAUAUUAAAGUCGAUUAUUUAUUAAAGACUGUUUUUUAUUCUUUCUUUUAUCUCUAUCAAUGAAGUGCUUUUUUGUCUUGUAAUGAUAAAUCAAUUAUUUGCCUUAUACAUUUCGCUAUUAACUGGUGGUGUUCAUUUAUUUAUUUUUAUUAAGAGAACAAAUGUAAUGUAUGAUAUUUUUUUACCCCUGAAAUAAAUUUGGAGUAUUUUUGUGAAGUUACCAGAGUUUUUUAUUAUUAUUUACAAUUUGUGUUUAUAAUCAAACUUUUCUUUUUGUUUUGAGAAUUAUUGCCAUAUUAUAAAAUUUAUUAAUUUACAACAAAAAAUGUAACUUUUUUGUAAAUUUGUGUUUUUUUAUAAAUUGUAAAUAGUUAAUAAAACUUGAAAGAAAUUUGUAUUACAUUACUGGGGUCCACAGUCGUUUAUUUUUGGAGGAAUAUAUUUUUUACUUUACCUUAUUUUCACAAAAGACUAUUUAUAUGAUACUGCAUGAUAUAAUUUUUUUUCCAUGCAAUUUUUAGAGUUUAAUUAAAGAAUAUUUAUUACCUGA